Messenger RNA from Effrenium voratum, 2070 nucleotides. Lineage: Eukaryota; Dinophyceae; Suessiales; Symbiodiniaceae. The record is from the annotation of a GenBank genome assembly.
ACUAGGCGAAGGGGUCGCUUCUCUCCUUCCGCUCGCCGAUGGAGCGGCAUGGUUUGGCGCUUCGCGCUGUUCACGGCGCUGGCGAGCUGCCAGUGCACCUUGCGCCUUGCGCCGUCCACCUUGCCCAAUGCAGGCCGCGGGGUCUUCGCGGGGCGUGCGGCGCCCGCGGGCGCCGUCCUGGCGCGCGCCGUGGUUUUGCCCAGCCGCAGGGCGGAGCUGUCGCAGCUGUCUGCAUAUGUGUUCGCAGGUGUCGGAGAGGCUCCCAGCCAACUCCUGCUGGGCGCGGUGUCGCUGGUGAACCAUGGGGCGCCCGAGCAGGUGAACUGCGAGCUGCGCAUUCAUCAAGGCUUCGGCGAGCUGCGCAGCCGCCGAGACCUUGCAGCAGGCGAGGAGCUGUUCAUCUCCUACGGCGCCAGCGAGUGGUUCACAGAUCGCGGCUUGGCGCUGGAAGACGCGGAAUCGCCGCGGCCGGAAGACGCAGGCGUGUGCCUGAGCCACCUCGCGGGCUCGCCGGGGUCGAUGUCGCUGACCGCGGGCUUCCGCAUCGCCGCGAAGGAGCAGAUUACCACGCCGGCCUUCCUGAUAGCUGCCGAUGUUGCGGACGCAGCGCUUUUGCCAUUCGCCUUGCCAGUCGGCGAGGCGCUGCUCUUGCCAAGCUGGCCGGGGCGGCUGGAGCAAGCGGAGGGAGAGGCCAAUGUGCACCUAGAAAUCCGACUGGAUGGAGGCCCUCUCACUGGCCAAGUUGAGGCGCAGAGCCUUAUCGACUCGCCGACGAUGCGACUGGACGUAGUCAUGACAGCCACCCGGGAGAUCGAGGAGGGUGAGAAGCUCGUUGCACAAAGAUGCGACGAAGGCUGUCUCUUCCCGGCAGCGUGGGCGCGCAACAUCUCUGCCGCCAGGCUGAGGGCGGCGGAAGGCGGUGAGGCGUGGGCGCAGUUCCAAUUGGCUCAGCGCUGGCGCCAAGGAGUGCCCGAUGCCAGCGCAGCCAACACCUCUCAGGCCUUGGCCUGGUACCGGCGCGCGGCGGAGCAGCGCCACGCGCCAGCCAUGCUGCAGCUGGGGGCCUUGCUGCAUGACGGCAGCAGCCACGCCGACCCGGACCCAGCAGCUGCGGUCGCCUGGUACCGCCGCGCUGCGGAGCUGGGGAGCGCUACAGGGCAGUUCCUCCUGGGCUUGGCCUACAGCAACGGCGAUGGCGUGGUCAGGAACAUCUCCGAAGCCAGCAUUUGGCUAAGCCGCGCGGCUGCCCAGGGCAGCUCCAACUUCGCGAAGGCGUCCAAGGCCAUGUACAACUUGGCCAUCGCCUACCGCGAGGGCUUGGGCAUCGCCCAGGAUGCCGAGCAGUCCUUCCAGUGGUGCAAGAAAGCGGCCCAGGGCGACCACCCCAAGGCGAUGUUCAACUUGGCUGUCGCCUACGGUCGUGGGGAUGGCACGCCCGCAGACGCAGCGGAAGCGGCGCGAUGGUACCGGGAAGCGGCAAGCCGAGGACAUGUGAUGGCGCAGUACAAUUUGGGCUAUGCUUACUUCGUUGGCGCCGGCGUGCCUCAGAAUGAGUCCGCCUCCGCCGAGUGGUUCGUGCGUGCGGCCGAAGGGGGCAGUAGCAACGGCCAGUUCAUGAUGGGCGUGCUGUGCAGCCAGGGCCGCGGGCUGUCACAGGACCUCACAGGGGCAGCGGCGUGGUUUGCCAAAGCUGCAGAGCAAGGGCACAGUCAGGCGCAGUUCAACCUCGCAGCCGCCUUGGAAUCAGGGGCGGGGAUCAGACGCAACCUAUCUGCUGCUGACCACUGGUAUGAGCAGGCCGAGGGUUUUGGUGGGCACCAUUGGGCGCGAGGCCGCCGCCCGCGGAGCGAAGAGAAGUUGGUGGCAGCGACUGCGCCGCUUCUUCCAUGCGGAGCUAUGACAGCAGCUAUGAGAGAUGCUGAAAGAAGAUCGCGGAGCGCAGAGCGCAACCCACCUCAAGCGGGAAUCGCUUGGCGUGUGAGAUAGGGGACCCCUAAGUUGGGUCAGCCUUUUGGUAAUCCGCUCUUGGCAUGCCGGCGGGUUGCUGAUGAAGGCGGAGUUGACGAGCCG